GUUUCAGCCAUCACUGAGAACUUCUCAGAGCUCUCCCUUCCCUCCAGAGGGGCUCAAGGGUUAAGAGGAAGAGAAGUUCCAAAGCCAAACAAACAACAAGCUCAGAACCUGUACAUUCAGUUUUAUAGCUUGUGUUAGGAAACUCUUGAAACUAUCUCAUUUUUCCCUUCGUAUCACAAUGGCUGGCCUAUCCCUGCAGCACCCUUGGGCAUUCGCCUUUGGCCUCCUAGGCAACGUCAUCUCCUUCAUGACCUACCUGGCCCCAAUACCGACGUUCUACCGCAUCUACAAAAGCAAGUCGACGGAGGGUUUCCAGUCGGUGCCCUACGUGGUGGCGCUGUUCAGCGCGAUGCUAUGGAUCUACUACGCGCUGCUCAAGACCAACGAGGGCCUCCUCAUCACCAUCAACGCCGCCGGUUGCGUCAUCGAGACCGUCUACAUCGUCGUGUACCUCGCCUACGCCCCCAAAAAGACCAAGGUGUUCACGGCCAAGAUCAUGCUCCUCUUCAACGUCGGCAUCUUCGGGCUCAUCCUCCUCUUCACCCUCCUCCUCUCCGAGGGCGAGAGGCGCGUCGUCUCGCUCGGAUGGGUCUGCGUCGGCUUCUCCGUCAGCGUCUUCGUCGCGCCGCUCAGCAUCAUCAGGCGCGUGAUCCAGACGAAGAGCGUGGAGUACAUGCCCUUCCCCCUGUCCCUCUCGCUCACCCUCAGCGCCGUCGUCUGGUUCCUCUACGGCCUCCUCAUCAAGGACAAAUACGUCGCGCUUCCGAACAUUAUUGGGUUCGCCUUCGGCGUGGCCCAGAUGGGGCUCUACGUGUUCUACAUGAACAAGACGCCGGUGGUCGCGGAGGGCAAGGAGGCCGGCAAGCUCCCGGCGGCGGCGGAGGAGUACGUCGCCGUCAACAUCGCCAAGCUCAGCCCGGCCCUCCCCGAGAAGAGCUCCGAGGUGCACCCGGUCACCGAGAUGGCGACAAUCCCCAGGACCUGCGCGAUCGAGGCAGCGGCGGCGGCGGCGGAGAACAGAGACGUGCUCGACUUCAUCAGCCGCGGCCCCGCCGUCGAGGUGGCCUAGACGCGUGCAUAUGCAUGCGUGCAUGCAUGGCGCGCGCCGCGCUUUAAUAGUCGCACGACACGUAGCAAACGAGGCGAGUAAUCAGGUACUACUAAUCAGUAAUUAACUGCUCAUGGAGGAGACCAGAGACGUACGUAUAUGGGGUGUGUGUUCAUUUGUGCUGCUGUUGUAUUCAUUUCCAUCGAUCCAUAUCGAUCUCUAUUCUUAUUAGUUCCUUUGAGCGUGUAAUGUGUUCUAAUAAAGUGUAAUCGAUCUCCCACAGUUAUUAACUACUACUAUUUGGUCA
Molecule: messenger RNA, 1355 nt
Organism: Phragmites australis (common reed)
Lineage: Eukaryota; Viridiplantae; Streptophyta; Magnoliopsida; Poales; Poaceae
Product: bidirectional sugar transporter SWEET13-like
Exons: 5
Coding region: 179-1069 (296 amino acids)
Biological process (GO): carbohydrate transport
Cellular component (GO): membrane
Molecular function (GO): sugar transmembrane transporter activity
Source: RefSeq, a predicted model, not a curated record